AUGCCCAACGUUCUUUCUCCUUCAUCGAAAUCGUACGCCCCCUUGGCGGACGAAGUCAACCCAUCCUUCGGCAACAUGGCUCCUGCUCCAGUGGUUACACGGAACGGGACCAUAGUUUAUGGCAAACGUUCAUUGUCGACACUCAGUACAUCUUCAGGCGAGUCAGAAGAUUUAGAAAGGGCAGGUGGGCAGCUACAAAGCCAAUCAGAGGAAACUCUUUCACCUAGUGCAAACCGAAAAGGGAAGGGGAGAGCCAUAGAUGAUGAGAUGGGAGAUGUUGGAGAGGUGCAUAGAACAAUAUCUGCCAAAGGCAAAGAGAGAGCUUGGGAUGUGGAACAAGGACCUAGGGAAUUGCACGAUCAGCAAGCAUCAGAAGGGGCAUAUCCACCUAUGAACGAGGUUGAAGAAGAGGAACGUAGAGUACAACAGAAUCUUGCUCGUUUUGCUGCCAAGGACAUGGCUCGUCGAAGAGCCGCUCGAGAGUCUCGACAACUCCCUCCGAACGCUGGUCCUUCAUCACCGAGAUCGUCAUCUUCCACAACUUCCUUCUCCCGUCGGCCUUUCUCAGUGCUCAGCACCAAGCCAAAUCGAAACAGUAUUAUGGGUAUGAUGGAAGGAAUAUGGCCGGGCUCGCCCAAGAAGGAUGAGGGUUGGAAUGAGGGAGAGCUCCCCAUGACACAUUCCCCUGUUGCUCAGAAUCAACCAUAUCCAAACCCCUACGACACCCAACCCUCAUUCUCCCCCGUACCUAAAAUGGUUGUUUCGCCAACCUCUCCUAAACACCCUUCACCAUUCGCUGACCCACCACCGCCCGCACCCAUUGCUGGGUCUUCUUCAAAUCAUCGCCGUCCCUCACUUGUCUCUGCGACCAGUAGCGGGUCAGCUCAAUCGCCCCUUUCUUCACCUACAGAUGGGCCAGGGUUCGCUUAUGGUGGACCGACUUGGAGAGGUGGUCAGGCCGUUCAAGAACAGGAGGAAGAAAAUCGCAAAUCCGACAAAUGGUGGCAUGCCCUAUGUGCAUGGGGAUCCGACCUCGAUGGAGGAUACGACGCGAACCAACAGGGAGGGCAAGUCGGUAGAACAAAUCCAUUUGAAUAA
This is a messenger RNA of Kwoniella botswanensis, 1098 nucleotides long. RefSeq lists its product as uncharacterized. Bases 1 to 1098 code for a protein of 365 amino acids. The transcript is spliced from 3 exons. NCBI's taxonomy places the organism in Eukaryota, Fungi, Basidiomycota, Tremellomycetes, Tremellales, Cryptococcaceae. The record is from RefSeq and is a predicted model, not a curated record.